Penicillium griseofulvum is the source of this 2820-nucleotide messenger RNA. RefSeq names its product Short-chain dehydrogenase/reductase SDR. The record is from RefSeq and is a predicted model, not a curated record. Gene Ontology annotation, biological process: transmembrane transport. Gene Ontology annotation, molecular function: oxidoreductase activity; transmembrane transporter activity. NCBI's taxonomy places the organism in Eukaryota, Fungi, Ascomycota, Eurotiomycetes, Eurotiales, Aspergillaceae. Gene Ontology annotation, cellular component: fungal-type vacuole membrane. Bases 1 to 2820 code for a protein of 939 amino acids. The transcript is spliced from 5 exons.
AUGGCUGCAGGAUCCGAAAUUGAAAUGCACAGAGUGGGCUCUCGUGCCUCUUGUUCUCUCCAAAAAGCAACGUCUGCAUAUAACGCUGCCACAGGGCCUAAACUACACACUAUUCCAGAACAGACACAUAAUGCGCCGGAAUCCAAACACCCUCCACCAGAUGGUGGCCUGGUAGCCUGGCUACAAGUCCUCGCGGGCCACCUUGUCGUGUUUAAUACCUGGGGGUAUGCCAACAGCUUCGGCAUCUUCCAGGCCUACUACGCCUCAUCCCUCUCCCUACCAGCCUCCACCAUCUCUUGGAUCGGUAGUAUCCAGGUGUUUCUCAUAUUUCUUAUCGGCUCGGUCUCAGGGCGCGCAUUUGAUACAGGGUAUUACCGGCCAGUUUUGUGGAUCGGAUGUGCAAUGCAGAUAGUGGCCGUGUUUAUGACGAGCCUCUGCACAAAGUACUGGCAGAUCUUCCUUGUCCAGGGUGUGUGUCAGGGCCUGGGAAAUGGCCUCAUCUUCUGCCCAACCAUUGCGUCGGUGUCAACAUACUUCACCACGAAACGGACAAUCGCCAUCUCCACAGCUGCAAGCGGUGCUGCUACUGGGGGAAUUGUCUUUCCUAUCAUCGCGGAGAAGCUACUGCCUCAAAUCGGCUUUCCUUGGACUGUUCGGGUUAUGGGCUUCGUGGUGCUAGUAAAUGCAGCGAUCGUGGUUUCCAUCACCCGAACGCGACUCCUACCACGCAAGACGGGCAGAAUAGUCGAAUUGGCAGCCUUCAAGGAGCCACCAUAUCUACUUUUUACCGUCAGCAUGUUCUUCACGCUCUGGGCGACGUACUUUGCGUAUUACUAUGUUCGUUCAUACGCCCUCGAUAUCCUACAUGUAUCACAAGCAACAUCGUACAGUAUCCUUCUUAUCUUCAACGCUGUUGGGAUCCCAGGUCGCAUCAUUUCAGCCCUACUUGCAGAUCGAUACUUCGGUGCUAUUACGGUCCUUAUUCCGAUCAUCUUCCUAGCUGGUGUAUGCGUCUACAUAUGGCACUCAGUACAAUCUCUUGUAUCUGAUAUAGUCUGGAUUGUUUUCCUUGGAUUCUUUGGUGCUGGCAUUCAGGGUCUGUUUCCCUCGACUCUCGCUAGUCUCACGGAGGAUCUGAGUAAAAGCGGAACUAGAAUUGGUAUGGUAUUUACCAUUAUCAGCAUCCCAUGCUUGACCGGACCUCCGUUGGCGGUGGAAGCCACACUACAGACUCCGGGGAUCGUAGAGGUCGGCCAACCUUCACCUCCACCAGCCUACCGAAUUGAAAUCUUCACACAAAGCGAGCUUAUGAAGCAAGCAUUUCUCCCUGAGCUCUGGGACGUCAUCAACGUUAGCUACUUUGAUACCGGUGCCAGUUCUAUCGAAAAGAAAGGACCUCGGGUCAGAAGCCAUACCCAACUUGCCGAUGAACUCCAGGAAACUGGCAUCACAGCCAUCGCUUUCGCUCAAAACUCGAUCAUUGGCACUGCAAGCUUGAAAGUCUGGUCGCCAGAUUCUGAAGGCGCCCUAUGGAAAUCACCGGGUCAUUUUGACCAAUUCAGUGCUGAUGAGAUCUCCACCGCGAAAUCUGCUGUUCUUGAUAGCCUCCAAGGUGAAUCUCACGAUGUGUCCUGCCAGGGAGGAUUCGAAAUUGUAGCUGUUGCGAUCAUGCCUGAUCCUCGGUAUAGGAGGAAAGGCAUUGCUGAAAGCUUGGUCAAGGCUUGUGAAAAGGAAUUGAAAAGGAGGGUGUCUUCUGCGGGCUGGACUGAAUCGGCUCAGCCGUGCAUUAUGGCCAAGUGUAUUCGCGAGAUUCAAGGGGCUUAUUGGCUGAAAAGGGGCUUCCGCGUCGUGGGUGAACAAUACUGUCCUCCUUUGACCUGGAGUUACAACAAAGGAGAAGUAUUUUAUAUCUUACCAUCUUCUAUCAUGGCGGCCGAACAAGUUUUCAAUGGCAUCUCCAAUGAUAUUUCCGAUGAUAUUUUAGAUGGAAUCAAGGACAAGGUGGUUCUCAUUACUGGCGGCUCAUCAGGAAUCGGAAAAGCGACUGCAGAGUUAUGUCUUAAGCACGGUGCGAAUGUGAUCAUCGCCGACAUCAACUCUCUAGCGUCCGAUCUCGAGUCAGAGAAACUCAGGUUCAUAAAAACGGAUGUCUGCUCAUGGGAAAGCCAACGCGAUGCGUUUAUUCAGAUCGAAGAAUGGUUCGGUCGGAUUGACCACGUCUUCGCCAAUGCAGGCCUCGGACCAACAACGGAUUUCUUGGAUGAACGCCUUGAUGAAAAUGGACAACUUGCCCCUCCCGAUCUACGGACGAUCAAUGUCAAUCUUCUGGGUGUCAUCUCCACAGUUCGGCUGGCAACAUACUACAUCCAGAAGCACUCAGCACAUCGUGCAUCUGGUGAAAUUGGGAGUAUCGUGAUCACUGCGUCUGCGGCGGCGUUUCAGAACUUCAGUGCUGGUGAUUAUACGAUCACGAAGCAUGGUGUCCUGGGAAUUAUCCGCGGGAUAGGAUAUCAACUUGAGGGGAAGGUUCGACUCAAUGCUGUUGCGCCUUCUUGGACAGCAACUACCAUGAUUAAUGCUGCUUUUAUUGAGGGGCUUGGUGUUGGUGUUCAGGGACCGGAGGCUGUGGCUCGGGUUGUGGGCCUUCUUUUCAAUGAUCAGCAGCGCCAUGGGGAUGUUAUCUACAGUUGGGAUGGGAAAUAUCAGGAGGUAAACAAGGCAGAAGGGGGGUUGCUGGCGGCUGCGGAAGGGAUCCUUGUGUAUUCAGCUAAUGAGGAAUCUGUUAUGAGGAAGCUCAAAGAAGAGAAGAUGCUCCCUUAG